AUGGCUCUUUUUGCUUAUCGACUGAUAUUUAUCUUAUUUCUUUGUAUUUUGCACGUACAUGGAUCAUGUUAUUAUGAUUCACUCAAGUCAUCACCAACAAAUAAUACUUCAGGCAAUCAGAUAACCAAUCAAUAUUGCGAAUAUUUCGGUAAGAAAUAUGCAAUUAAUACCAAUUGGACUUCACCAUUUCCUGAUUGUCUUGAUUGUCUCUGUGCUGACUACGGAUUAGAAUGCUGUGGAUUUGGAACACAAGCUGGCCCAAAUAUUCCUCCAGCAGGUUGUGAAUUAGUUUUAGGUAUAUGUGAAGUUCGAUUUGCACUUGUAUCAUCAAAAAAAUAUAUAUAA
Messenger RNA from Rotaria sp. Silwood1, 345 nucleotides. The record is from the annotation of a GenBank genome assembly. NCBI's taxonomy places the organism in Eukaryota, Metazoa, Rotifera, Eurotatoria, Philodinida, Philodinidae.